AUGGUUAACAUGCUAGGCACUAACAAAGCUACUGAGUUUAUGGGAAGGGUGGUUGUUAUUGCUUGGCAUAUUUGGAAAGGGAGGAAUGAUUUUGUGUUCAACAGAUGCGCAGUUGAUCCGCAGAGAAUUGUGGAUUCCAUUCGAUAUAUGGAGAUGGAAGUUUUUACUACUCAUGUGAUUCCUACAGUCCAAAUGGAUAACCCACUAAAUCAGGAGGAGACAUCCACCUGGAGGGCUCCGGACAUAGGCAGACUCAAAGCCAAUUGCGAUGUGGCUUUUCCAACGCCGGGGAAAAAGGGUAAAGCAGUUGCAGUGCUUCGAAAUUGGAAAGGAAAGGUGAUGGAAGGCAUAGCAAGGUCUGUUCAUACUGCAUCAAGUCUUGGGGGUGAGCUUUAUGCCAUUAGAACUGCAUGUGAGAUGCUUCUCAGCUUGGGCUUGAAAGAGGUAGAAGUUGAGUUUGAUAACAAGCAAGCGAUCGCUCUUAGUGUUUCUGAGUUGGUUCCCCCGUGGUCUGUAAGAGCCUUGGUGAUGGAUAUUCGGGAUUAUGAUAAGGAGGGUGCACUCCUUCUCAGAUGGGUGAGGAGAUCGGCAAACAAGGCGGCCCACAAAGUGGCUUCUCCAGCUUUAAGAAAGUCUCUUCCUUGUAAUUGGAUGUUCAAUCCCCCUGCAUCUCUUGUAAAAGUUUUGGAAAAGGAUAUUAAUGGAAGCCUUUAA
Molecule: messenger RNA, 714 nt
Organism: Rhododendron vialii
Lineage: Eukaryota; Viridiplantae; Streptophyta; Magnoliopsida; Ericales; Ericaceae
Exons: 1
Coding region: 1-714 (237 amino acids)
Molecular function (GO): RNA-DNA hybrid ribonuclease activity; nucleic acid binding
Source: RefSeq, a predicted model, not a curated record